Molecule: messenger RNA, 1017 nt
Organism: Echinostoma caproni
Lineage: Eukaryota; Metazoa; Platyhelminthes; Trematoda; Plagiorchiida; Echinostomatidae
Source: the annotation of a GenBank genome assembly
AUGCCAAGCCAUCGAAGUCGAUCGUCCGGGCCAGCUUCUUUAUCCUCUCGCUCUCUGUCCAAUCCGAGCAUGCACGAUGGAUCGGCAUUGGAUCGGAAAACUAGACAACCUUUGUUCUUCGAAUGUCACGUGUGCAUAUUGGGACGGAGUAAACUGGCGAAAGACGAAACUUUUUCAGCCAAUAAAGCAGAAGUUUUGAUGAACCAUUUGUAUCGGAAACGUCAAUCGCACUGCGUUCUCUAUUGUUUGGAAGAUUCGAUCCGCUUUGAGAAAAGUAAACGAUUGAGUGCUCAACCGAUGAGAAAUUUUGUCACUUACCGAGCAAUCAAACACAUAUUUAUAUUUCGCGAAAAACCCGAUGUGUUCAUGUUGUGUAUUGAUAGCGGACGUUCGGAUCGACGAACGUACGAAGCUUUCAAAUGCAAAAUGAAAGAGGAUGUUAUCACUCUAUGCGAAAUGGCAUUUAAAGCGUCAAAAGAUCCUGAAUACAAGUUACGAGAUGUCACUCCGUUGAAGAAUUAUGUCCGAUAUUCGGAACUGAACGAUUCGGUCAAUCAUUUGUCCCAAAACGAACUAAAUGGAUACAGUAUUGGAGCCCAAUCAACUAGUACACUGGCUGAAAGCCAUCCACCGAAUUUGGGUGUGCAAAGUGUAUUCGACCUGUAUGAGCAACAUAAUACACGGGCACCCCACGCAAUUAAUCAUAUGCCUGAAGCGGUGGACUUUGAAGAACCAGCGCUAAAUGUGUCUCACGAGUUGGUUCAUGAGACACCUAGGGGUAACUCCCCGAGCCUUUUUCCACAGAUUAUUGUGAAAGAGGCUCCAGAUGAGACAUUGGCGACAUCUGGAUUAGAUGAGUUAGUCGCAUUGAACGAGAAGCUUGUGAAUAAGGACGAUGACGAAUGGGAAGUGAAUAUUACUUAUUUGGAAUGGGACAACGUUCGGGGUGCCGUAAUCAAUGACCGUGGACCAAUUUAUAUGUAUGUUGCAAGACGUCUUCAUCCUUCUACUAUGUAA